AUGACUUGCUGCUCGGCCAAUCCGUGUAGCAACAUCUCGGCUCACACCGCUCUAGACUCCACCCACUUCCAGCUACAGCUCCGCCCAGACUCCUCCCACCGGCAGCCACGACCAAUCAGAAGCCAGCAGGAAAACCUUUCAAGCUUCUUUGUCUCUCUUGUGGAACAUUUGGUAGCCCUUGAGGGUCUAAAAACUCCAACAGAAGCAGACCAAAGAGACAAAAUCUUCCUACUGUCGCAAUACUAUAUUGCAAGUAGCACAGGAAACCAUAGGCUGUCCGGAAAGACUAAAGAGGAUUUGGCGAAUGAAAGGCCAGAACCCCCAGACCACCACCAGAACGUUGCAACAGCAACAAACAAACCACCCCAUUCAACACACAUCAUACCCUCAACACCUACCACCGAAAAACCCAAAAACCCACCCACACAACAACAACACCCACAACAAAACCUCACAUCUCAGCAACCACGAAUACAACCACCUCCACUACAGCAACAACAACCACAGCAACACAGACACCAAGACCCAGAUUAUAGGCAGCAGAAAACCCCCACCAAUCAAAGACGCAAUCCACUACACAACAAAAACCACAACAAGACCAACACAGAACAAAACAUACCACAGAGACCCCAGACAGACACAAAACCAAGACACAAACAAACACCCACACCUAGCCUCAAAACCCCAUGUCCUACUACUCCACAUCAACUCGAAAACACCCCUACUUCCCACCCCACCCCACCCAAUCACAUGAACACACCCCCCACCCCCAAACUCACCCCCGCGACGGUAGUACCAGUGCCGAAAGUCAGCACAACACCGUAG
This is a messenger RNA of Macrobrachium nipponense, 825 nucleotides long. RefSeq lists its product as uncharacterized. NCBI's taxonomy places the organism in Eukaryota, Metazoa, Arthropoda, Malacostraca, Decapoda, Palaemonidae. The transcript is spliced from 4 exons. The record is from RefSeq and is a predicted model, not a curated record. The coding region runs from base 1 to 825 and encodes 274 amino acids.